Molecule: messenger RNA, 881 nt
Organism: Arachis ipaensis
Lineage: Eukaryota; Viridiplantae; Streptophyta; Magnoliopsida; Fabales; Fabaceae
Source: RefSeq, a predicted model, not a curated record
AGAUGUUGCUUUUACAAGCUAUGAGGUCGCAAUACAAAUGGAUGUUUCUACUGAAAUGAUGAUAUUUGGUGUGGCUGGGAUUGAUCCUGAAAGAAGAGAAGAGCUAAUCAAGGUUGGAUGAAUCUUUUUUAUGUCACUUAAGCCUAACCUAACACUUUAACAUGCUCUUAGUUUAUGUCUGAGCAUGCUUUUCAUGAAUAUUUUUGUUGAUAGUAGAUGAGUUUUUUGAUAAUAAGGUACUUGUGUCUUUAACAUACAGAAUGAGUUAUACUUUACCAAGUUUAAAGUGAAACAGAACAGUACCAUAAAUUAUUUAUGCCUUUAGCAUUUUCUAAAUUAUCUAGUUAAUUUGCAUAGAUACGGGCAUACGAGCAUAUCCUCUCAGCCUAACUGGCUUGAUGCCAGAUAACACUUCAAGGAUGUCCUGUAGAGGCCAGAGGCUAUAUCAUCCUUUGAGUUGCGCCACGUGGUCCGAGUACACAGUUAUCGAUGUUAACUACCUUGUUAAGGUUGAUCCAAACAUUAAUCCAGCUCAUGGCAGCUUCAUCUCAUGUGGGUUCUCAACUGGCUAUGGAGAUGCAUGGAAGGAAGCCAAAGUUGAAAGUGGAUCAAGUGUUGCUAUUUUUUGUCUUGGUGUUGUUGGAUUAGGGGUUAUAAGUGUAGCAAAAAUGUUGGGGGCAACUAGGAUAAUAGGGAUUGACAUAAAUGAUAUGAAAAGAGAAAAAGGUGAAGCUUUUGGAAUGACUCACUUUAUAAAUUCAAGUAAUUCUAAUAAAUCUCCUUCAAAAUUCAUUAAAGAAUUGAGUGAUGGAUUUGAUGUGGAUUUUCAUUUGAGUGCAUUGGAGUUGGCCCUUUUCUUACUGAAUCAUUAGAAGCUAUAA